Molecule: messenger RNA, 3933 nt
Organism: Trichomonas vaginalis G3
Lineage: Eukaryota; Parabasalia; Trichomonadida; Trichomonadidae
Product: WD40 repeat-like family
Exons: 1
Coding region: 1-3933 (1310 amino acids)
Molecular function (GO): protein binding
Source: RefSeq, a predicted model, not a curated record
AUGUAUGGAAGAUUAAUAACAAGACAAGAACAUUGGAAUUUAUAUGAAAACAAAAACCAAAAUGAAAUUGUUCCUGUUUUGUUUUCUUAUCCAAAGAAAAAUGAACAAAAAUAUAAUUUUGUUUUACAAAAACCGUUCAAAGGAUAUAUACCUGAAUUACCAAAUAUUUUUGAUGUUUUUAGAUUGUAUUAUCCAAUUGAAAACAUUACUCCUGCUUUCUUGUUAUUCGACAAAUUGGAAUUUGUUAAUCAAGUUUUAAUUAUUGAUUUUUUGAAACAUAUUUACUCUGACAUGUUUUACAAGUUCUUCUCUUUGAUUCCUUCACUUUUGUUGCAGCAAAAUCCAUCAAUUUUAUCUUUUAAUUUGUAUAACAAGUUUUAUAUGGCUUUGGAUGUUUGUAAAACAGAAGAAUCAUUGUUUUCUUUGUAUUCAAACAUUCUAAUGAAUUUCGAAUUAUGGGUAAGAAGUGCAGACCUGCAAAAGAUUGUUCAGCAUUGGUAUUCUUAUUUGUUAAAAGGUUACGAAUUCCAAAAAACAGAAAAUUUUGUUAAGAAAAUAAUCGUAAAUCUCAGAAAAUAUUUUUAUUUUGAGAAAAAUGAAGUUAAUUUUGUUUCUAAUUUGGAAAGGGAUUCGAAUGUAGAUAUAGAGAAAUGUAAUAGAUUAAUACAAAAGAUGUUAAUUGAGAAUUGUUCGAAUGUUAUUAAUCAAGAAGAUAUUGAUUUUAUUUUUGUCAACGCGAAACUUUCUCAAGACAGAAAAAUGAAAUUGAUUUUAUUAGAAAUUGGUCAAAAAUUCUCGAAAAUUGUCAAAGGAACACAAAAAUCUAUUGAUGCUUUACUUUCUAUUGAUACUUAUUUGAACUUUGAAUUAACAGAAACAAUUGUUAAAUCACUUUAUAACUUGUCAGAAGAAAAUUUAUUCAAUGUUAAUUUGAUUAAUUUAAUUUAUUUAUUCAAUACAUCAAUGAAAAGUGACAUUUCUCAAAUACAAACAAAACUAAGGGCAAUUAAUUCUUCUCUUUCAGAUAUACUAAGUAGAAGUGAUAGAAUUCCUGAAUUACAUGAUAAUUUAGGUUUUGAUUUUUUGUUGAGUUUUAAUUUGUUGGAAUUAGUUCCUUUAUCUUAUCCAAUCUUUUUACAUUUAGCAUUUUUAAACAAAGAAAAUGGUGAUUUCAGGAAAACUCUUUAUAGAUACUUAUUGGCAUGGAUAGAAGAUGAUAAAUUUGUAGAAGCAGUUCGAUCCCAAAAAUGUUGGUAUUUAGUUCCGAUAUAUUGUUUUUCUCAAGUGAAAUAUGAUGAAGAACCUGAAAUAAUGAAAUUUAUUUGUCAAGUUUCAACAAGAAAUCCAUUUUCUUAUGAAAGUUUGACUUCUGUUUUGAAUUGUUUUGAUAUUAUUCAAUCUAUAUAUCAUUCAGAUUUGAAAUACCACAAAGCACAAGUUUUAGUUUCUUUGAUUUGUCUUGAUUUCGAUUCGAAUUUGUUCAAAGAAUGUUUCGAAAUUUUGUUUAUCGAAACAAAACAACAAAUCAAUUUAAUUGAUAUCCAGAAAUCAAGAAUGGCUCCGGAAAUGAGUUUCGAAGAUGAUACAGAAGAAUUUGAUUUCGAUGAUUAUGUCGAAAAAGAUAAAAUUAAUGAAAAAGUGACAGAUCAUUUUAUUCUUAAUGAUUUAUUUAGAAUAGAAGAUAUUAGAACAAAUCUUUCAUUGAUCAAAUCAUUAGACAUGAGAGAUUUGUUGUCUUCUUUAUUGAGUUUUUGUAAAAUUUGUCAAAUCUUGAAGUCGGAAGUUCUUUGUCAAAUUAUUGAUUACACGAAUUCAUCGAAAGAAAAUCAAAAUGAGCUUUGUAAAAUAAUUUUAGAGAAUUAUGAAGAAAUUAACAAAAUGUUGGAUGACAGAAAAAUUGACAUCUUAAAGACAUUGUUCGAAAUCAAAUCCAUUAUUCAUAGAAUAAAUUACAAUGAAAUGGUCGAACAAACUAUGUCAAUUUUGUCAGAAUUCCAAGAAAACAAAGAAAAACUUGACUUUUUGGCAAAUAAAUCUCGUGAAUUUAUUAUGAAGAGAUUUAUUAAUCAGAGAUCAAUUUGGAGAUACAGUUUCAACACAAAAUUGCGAAUUUCUGAUCGAACAACAUCAUUUUUCUUCAAAACAAGACUGAAAAUUGUUUUGAAGACUCCAAAAAUUUCUCAAAAUUACGAAUUAGAAAACACAGAAUUUUUGAAUUUUUCGAUUCCUUUCAAAGCCCAAAAGAUCGAGAAAAAGUCAACAGAGAAUUGUUUCUUCUAUUUGCAGAAGAAAUCAUUUACAUUGUUGAAAGAAAACAAAAACAAAAUUGAUGUUGAUUUUUCGAAUAUUCAACACAUUUUAAUUCGCGAUCAAUCUAAAAUCGAAUUUUUCUUGUUGACAGGAAAAUCGAUUUAUUUGGAUUUCUAUCCAAGAAAGAACACUGAUAUAAUGAACAAAUUGUCCGCUUUUAACAUGCCAAAUCUGAUUUUCUUCCAAGAUAUUCCUGCUGAAUUAUAUAUUAGAAAAAUUGGUUUGUUCAAGAAAUGGAAAGAAAAUGAAAUUUCUAAUUUGACUUUUCUCAUUUUGAUCAACAUUUUCUUUGGAAAAUCUUACAAAGAAAACAACAAAAUCUUGUUACCUUUUGAUUUGGAUCCAAAUGACAUGUUUAUUCCUGAAUUCCACACUCAAAAAAUCUUGAAUUCAUUAAAAUUAAAUCAAGAUUUAACAAAAAGUGACAAAAAAUCCAAAAUUUCUGAGAAAAAUCCAAGUUCUGGCGAAAUUUCACCGAGAAAAGACAAAGAAAAUGAAUUUAAUUUGUAUGAUGAUGAAAACAUUGAUAUUGAUGUUGAUCAGAGCGAGAUAAACAACAGAGAUGUUGUUCAUUCAUCUUUUAACCAAAAAACGAAAAUAAAUCAAAGAAAAAUUGAAGAUAUCGAGAGAUUUGUUAAAGACACAUUUGGAAUAGAAGACAAACAAAGCAAUGAAGAAUCAGAAUCAUAUGAAAUUCUUUGGGAAAAGUUGUUACACGUCAAACAAAAUUCAAUUCCUUUCAUCACAGAAAUGUCUAAUGAAAACACAGAACAAAAUUUCAUUCAUGAUGCUAAAUUUGUUCCAUAUUCGAAAUUGUUUUUGAUUGGUGAUAAAACAAUAUGUGUUUCAGAUGACAAUUUCUCAGUCGAACAAAAAGAUACAGAAAAGAAAAUUAUCAAAAUCCAAGGCCAUAUCAAAGAUGCAUUAAAAAUCCAUGAUAAUUUAAUUCUUUUCAAUAAAAGCGACAAUGAAAUCUCUAUCUUCAAAGAUGAUGAAAUCAAAACAGACAUCAUUUGUUCUACAGACUUUUCUUUAUCAGCGAGUUUCGGAAUUUUCUUUGCAUUAUGUUCAAAAGUCGGAAAUAUCCAAAUCUUUAAAUUCCCAGACUUUUCAUCGCCUUUCAAUGAAGUCAAAGUAUAUUUUGAUUGUAUUUCAUGUUUUGACUUCAAUCCAGAUCAUGGUAUUGUUUGUGUUGGAACACAUGAUGGAUACAUCAAUGUUUUUGACAUGAAUAAUUCCAUUUUACUUAAUUCGGUCAAAGUUACCGACAAAACAAUCACAAAAGUAUCAAUUACAAAAGAUUAUGGCUUUGUUGUUGUUUUCAGUUUUGAUAGCAUUGUUGUUUUGACAUGCAAUGGCACAGUUAUUUCCCGAGUUGAUGAAGAAUUCGAUGUCCGGUUUUCAUGCACAUAUUCAUUUAAAGGCAACGAUGUUGUUGUUUUUGGACCAGUUCGAGAUCAAAUUUUAUGUUUCAACGUCGGUGACAGCACUAUCGAUAUCAAACAUUUCUCCACAUUGAACGAGAACAUCAUUGACAUGAAAUAUGUUGAGGAAAAGAAAUGUGUUAUCUGGGCUACAUCUGAUUGCGUUAUUUAUAUGCAACCUAUCAUGUAUGUAUUAUAA